AUGGAUACAAUAAUUGGUAAUAUGUUUGCUAUUGGAGGGAACGUCAAAGUACCUUCCUAUGGAAACACUAAAUAUGAACCUCUGGAUAUAAUAUAUGAAACACAUAGAGAGGCCCAACUCAUUGCCCAGUCUAUUGGGCAGGCCUUUCAGGUAGCCUAUAUGGAGUUCCUGAAGGCCAAUGGUAUCGAAGAUCCUGGUCUUUUAAAAGAAAUGGACUAUCAAGAUGUAUUAAAUCAACAGGAAAUUUAUGGUGAAGAACUGAAUUUAUUUGCCAAUAAAGAUCAUCAUAAAGAGGUGAUAGUUCCGAAAGCUAAGAAUGAAUUAUUAGGCGUAGUUAUAGUAGAAUCAGGAUGGGGAUCUAUGGUACCUACUGUAGUGCUAGCCAAUAUGUCACCUAUUGGUCCAGCAGCAAGAUGUGGACAGUUGAAUAUAGGAGAUCAGAUUAUAUCUAUUAAUGGUAUCAGUUUAGUUGGUUUACCAUUAUCAGCUUGCCAGACUUAUAUUAAGGCUGCCAAGAAUCAAACAGUAGUGAAAUUAACAGUUGUACCAUGUCCACCAGUAGUAGAAGUUAUAAUUAAAAGACCAGAUGUCAAAUAUCAACUAGGUUUCAGUGUUCAAAAUGGUGUGAUAUGUAGUUUAUUACGUGGGGGUAUUGCUGAACGGGGUGGUGUACGAGUCGGACAUCGUAUUAUAGAAAUUAAUAACCAAAGUGUUGUGGCUGUACCACAUGAAAAAAUUGUCUCAUUAUUAGCUAAUUCUGUAGGAGAGAUUCAUAUGAAAACCAUGCCAACGUCUAUAUUUCGUUUAUUAACGGGGCAAGACACUCCACAUUAUUUAUAG
Lottia gigantea (owl limpet) is the source of this 840-nucleotide messenger RNA. RefSeq lists its product as hypothetical. Gene Ontology annotation, cellular component: cytoplasm; dendritic spine; plasma membrane. The transcript is spliced from 6 exons. Lineage: Eukaryota; Metazoa; Mollusca; Gastropoda; Lottiidae. The record is from RefSeq and is a predicted model, not a curated record. Gene Ontology annotation, biological process: chemical synaptic transmission. Gene Ontology annotation, molecular function: protein binding. The coding region runs from base 1 to 840 and encodes 279 amino acids.